UGGUGAAGGGUGAGAGAUAAUCCUUUGCAAAAAAACACAGACGCGCACCAUCGCUGGAUCUGGAUGCGGGCAUCCUUUGGAUUUUGCGCGUAACAACACGGACCUUCAUCGCCUGCCUGACUUAACCGGGAGCGCAAUGGUGGCUGAAUGCGCGGCUGCUGGUGGUUUAGGGGACCGAGGAGCGUGCUCGGUUUGACAUUCACUUACACGCUGGUGUGGAGUUUUUUUUUUAUUUUUAUUGUUCUGGUCCCGUAGACGCAGAAGCGCAGCAGUGAUUUUGUGUUGAAGAUGUUGAGCCGAUUCAUGAGUGGCAGCCUCAGGAAUCUGGAGCGGGAAUACAGCUGCAAAGUCAGGCUGCUGGACGACACGGAAUAUACGUGCACCAUUCAGCGGGAUGCAAAAGGACAGUAUCUGUUUGACCUUAUAUGCCACCACUUGAAUCUACUGGAGAAAGAUUACUUUGGCAUCAGAUAUGUGGAUCCUGACAAGCAACGGCACUGGUUGGAGUUUACCAAGUCAAUUUCAAAGCAGAUGAAAUCUCAGCCUCCAUUCACCAUGUGUCUGAGAGUCAAGUUCUACCCGCCUGAUCCCUCUGCUCUCAAGGAGGAAAUUACCCGAUAUCUGGUCUUCCUGCAACUGAAGAGAGACCUCUACCACGGCCGUCUUCUGUGCAAAACCUCAGAUGCAGCCAUGCUGGCUGCCUACAUCCUUCAAGCUGAGAUUGGUGAUUACGACCCUGGGAAACAUCCUGAAGGUUACAGCUCCAAAUUCCAGUUCUUUCCCAAGCACUCGGAGAAGCUAGAGCGCAGAAUCGCUGAGAUACACAAAACUGAGCUAAUAGGACAGACUCCUGAAACAUCAGAGAGAAAUUUCCUGCAGAAAGCCCAAAUGCUGGAGACAUAUGGCAUUGAUCCACAUCCGUGUAAGGAUGUGGCGGGGAGCCCUGCUUUUCUCGCUUUCACACCAUUUGGCUUUGUGGUUCUGCAGGGAAACAGGAGAGUUCAUUUUCUUAAAUGGAACGAAGUAACGAAGCUCAAGUUUGAAGCCAAGACUUUCCACAUAUAUGCAAAUCAAAAAGAGGACAGAAAAAUAAUUUUAACAUACUUUGCGCCCACGCCAGAGGCAUGCAAGCACCUUUGGAAGUGUGGUGUGGAGAAUCAAGCAUUUUACAAGCUUGAAAAGUCCAGUCAAGUACGUACAGUCUCCAGCAGCAACUUGUUCUUCAAGGGCAGCCGGUUCCGCUACAGUGGAAGAGUGGCGAAAGAGGUGAUGGAGCAAAGUGCCAGAAUCAAACGGGAACCUCCUGAAAUACACAGGGCUGGCCUUGUGCCCAGUAGAAGUUGUCCAUCCAUCACCCACGGGCCUCGCCUCAGCAGUGUUCCCCGCACGCGUCGGAGAGCUGUGCACAUAUCAAUCAUGGAGGGUCUGGAGUCUUUGCGUGACAGUGCCCACUCUACACCGGUGCGCUCUGUGUCCCACGGAGAGUCUUUCAUCACCCGGUCCCGCAGCCACGCUGCAGAUUCCAGCGAGGGGAUGGCAGUCAUCUCAGACGAUGCCUACAGUCCCUCUGACAGCAUCCUUCCCACCCCGGUGACUGAGCACAGCACAGACACAGCCUCCUCACGCCAAAUCAACGGUGCACCCUGCAGCAUCGAGGAGGAAAAGGAGUCGGAGGCAGGCACCCCGAUGCGUGGGGAAGGGGGGGAAUUUGGUCUGGACAGUAGAGCUGCGAAAGAAGGUGCAGGGGAAGACUCGGCACUGAGCGAGGUCGAACAGGUGAAUAAGUUUGUUCUAAGUGUCCUCCGCUUGCUUCUGGUCACCAUCGGACUCCUUUUUGUCUUGCUCCUCCUCCUCAUCAUCCUCACCGAGUCUGACCUUGACAUCGCGUUUUUAAGCGACAUCCGUCAGACCCCCGAGUUUGAACAGUUCCAUUACGAGUACUUUUGUCCUCUCAGGCGGUGGUUCGCCUGCAAGCUCCGCUGGGUGGGCGGGUUGCUCAUUAACAACUGAGGAAGCGGUGGUAACUUCAAAAAAACCCAUUCAGGGGGCGUGAGAAGAUUGUUGGGAGUCUGGAGUGAUGAAGGACAAUCUGAUUUAAACCAAGAACAAGCAUCUUUCCACUUCCUCCUGCAUUAAAACAAGUCAGACUUGCCCUCCUAACGCUACGCCAGGAUCUCUCUCCCCCCACCUUAACUCCCCAUCCUGCUACAAUUUUAUUUAUCAAAGCCUGAAGACUGUUUGUUUGUUUGUUUGAAAUUUUAAAGUCAUUUCAGGAACUUUAUUUUUACAAAUAACAUAAAAUUUUGAAAAAAACAAAAUCAUCAACUGCAGAACCAGAAGCGGAUUUUUCCGUAUAAUGGAACAUGCUGGUUUCUUUAGGAGUUUAAGGUUUUACUUUAAUUCAAUAUUUCUAAGAAACACACAAAGGCCUAAAUUUUCUGGUUUGAAUUAAUUUUUAUGUGAUCAGAAAAAAAACAAAAAAGUUAAACCAUGAAAAAUCAUUUCAAGACUUUUUCCAUAUGUAUUGUGAUUUAUAUCCUGUAUUCCUCAACUGACAAGUGAGCAAAUCUGUAAGGGACAAAAAUUUGAAAAGGUACAAUUAACUUUCUGCAAAAGUGUGCCCACUUUUAAACUAUUUAUUUGUUCAAGCAACUUUAGUCUUAGUUUCAGCACAAAGAAAAUAAAACGACAUGCAUCAGCAAUGAAUUAAAUGGUAAUUAUUAGGAAGGCUGGCGGUAACUCCGAAGAAACUGCAGUAGUUCUGUAUAGAUUCCGAUUAUAACAAAUUGAUUGUCAAUACUUUUACAUUUUAAAAGACAUUUGCCUCAAAAAACAAAACAAAAACAUCCCUAUGCAUUUCUGAAAGAGAAUCCUACCAGCAGUUAUACAGGAUGGCAGCAGCAUCAUGGUCUGUGGUUGCUUUUCUUCAUGGGGAACUUGGGUUUUGGAAGCAUUUCCAAAUAAUUAAAUUUUUCCUUCAAAACCUUCAGGCAUCUGCUAGAAACUUACAGGCGGAA
Messenger RNA from Cyprinodon tularosa, 3017 nucleotides. RefSeq names its product FERM domain-containing protein 5. Bases 289 to 2010 code for a protein of 573 amino acids. Lineage: Eukaryota; Metazoa; Chordata; Actinopteri; Cyprinodontiformes; Cyprinodontidae. Gene Ontology annotation, cellular component: cytoskeleton. Gene Ontology annotation, molecular function: cytoskeletal protein binding. The transcript has 14 exons. The record is from RefSeq and is a predicted model, not a curated record.